GCUGCCCGGGCCGCGCGCCGAGCGGGGACGCGAGCCAUGGAGGAGUCGCCGGCCCUGUCCGUGGGCCCCAGCAAGCCGCACCUGGAGAAGCUGACCCUGGGCAUCACCCGCAUCCUAGAAUCAUCCCCAGGUGUGACAGAGGUGACCAUCAUAGAAAAGGCACCUGCCGAACGUCAUAUGAUUUCUUCAUGGGAACAAAAAAAUAACUGUGUGCUGCCUGAGGAUAUAAAGAAUUUUUACCUGAUGACCAAUGGCUUCCACAUGACAUGGAGUGUGAAGCUGGAUGAGCACACCAUUCCAUUGGGCAGCAUGGCAGUUAACAGUAUUACAAAACUGACUGAACUCAACCAGUCUUCCAUGUACUCACUUCCUAAUGCACCAACUCUGGCUGACCUGGAGGAUGAUACACAAGAAGCCAGUGAGAACCAGCCCGAGAAGCCUCACUUUGAUUCUCGCAGUGUGAUAUUUGAGCUGGACCCUUGCAAUGGGAAUGGGAAGGUUUGCCUUGUCUACAAGAAAGGGAAACCAGCCUUAGCGGAAGACACUGAGAUCUGGUUCCUGGACAGAGCAUUAUACUGGCAUUUUCUCACAGAUACCUUUACCGCCUAUUAUCGCCUGCUCAUCACACACCUGGGCCUGCCCCAGUGGCAGUACGCCUUCACCAACUAUGGCAUUAGCCCACAGGCCAAGCAAUGGUUCAGCAUGUUUAAACCCAUCACCUACAGUUCAGACCUGCUCACCGAAGAGACUGACUCCUUUGUGAACAAGUUGGAUCCCAGCAGAGUAUUCAAGAACAAGAACAAGAUCUUAAUCCCCAAAAAGAAAGGGCCUGUUCAGCCUGCAGGCAGCCAGAAAGGGCCCUCAGGUCCUCCCACGACCCCUAAAUCCUCCUCUGCCUCUGGAAACCCUGUCCGGAAAUGAGCGCCCCCCACCUCCAGCUCCCUGCCAACCCCACAGCGAUGAUUUUCAUGCACAAAUGCCCCAGGGGUGGUCCAAGCCUGAGGGCCUCCUUCCAUCCGAGUGACCAGACUCCCAGGCCUUUCAGUCCCAUCAGCAUUAGCAGCAGCUGGAAGAGCACACUCAGGCCUCCCAAGAGUCCUCUCCCCUCGCAGCAGGUUGUGCCACCCCUGCCUCCAGAAGCUGCAGAGAAUUUUAGAUCUUGUUUAAGUAGCCAAACAGAUCUGUUAAGAGCUUCCCAGCUGCAACCCCCUACCCUUCAGCACUGAUUGAAGAGUCCCCCAAAGAGACCGCUGGUUUGGGCCCAUGGGGCAUUAGAACUACAGUGUUCAGUUGGUAGCCACUAGUCACAUGUGGCUAUUUAAAUUUAAAUUAUACUAAAAAUCCAUUUCUUCAUUAUACAUAUUGCAUUAUAGCCACAUUUUGAAUAUUCAUGUGGCCAGUGGAUUCCAUGUAGACAGUGCAGAGAUAAUGGGAUAUUUCUGUCAUCAUAGAAAAUUCUUUUGGACAGCACUAUAUUAGAAUAUUUCCACACUACUCUUCCUCAGACGAAUUAAUACUUGUUAGUGAAUGUUGGUACCUUAAUUUGAUGGUCAUACUGUUUCAUGAAAACUCUCGAAAAUACAAUUAUAUGUUCUUUAUAUCCUUCACCACAAACAAAUCUUCUUCUGCACAUCUUUUUCAG
This is a messenger RNA of Molossus molossus (Pallas's mastiff bat), 1642 nucleotides long. It is a transcript of the gene TPGS2, whose product is annotated as tubulin polyglutamylase complex subunit 2. Lineage: Eukaryota; Metazoa; Chordata; Mammalia; Chiroptera; Molossidae. The record is from RefSeq and is a predicted model, not a curated record. The coding region runs from base 37 to 921 and encodes 294 amino acids. Gene Ontology annotation, biological process: protein polyglutamylation. The transcript is spliced from 7 exons.